This is a messenger RNA of Sitophilus oryzae (rice weevil), 636 nucleotides long. Its product is annotated as odorant receptor Or2-like. Bases 3 to 329 code for a protein of 108 amino acids. Gene Ontology annotation, cellular component: plasma membrane. The transcript has 4 exons. Gene Ontology annotation, biological process: sensory perception of smell; detection of chemical stimulus involved in sensory perception of smell. Gene Ontology annotation, molecular function: olfactory receptor activity; odorant binding. Lineage: Eukaryota; Metazoa; Arthropoda; Insecta; Coleoptera; Curculionidae. The record is from RefSeq and is a predicted model, not a curated record.
UGAUGUUUCCCGCUAAUUUAUUGGACCUCAUAUUUUGGGUGCUGUUUCUUGUAAUGCUAAUUAAACAACUAUUUUUUUUGGCUUGGCACGGCAAUGAAAUUCAAUUACUGAGUACGGGUAUUUCAGAUGCGUUAUAUGAAAGUAAUUGGAAUAAGCAACCCAAUGCGGUUAGGCAAAUUAUUCUGAUUAUAAUGAUGAGAGUUCAAAGGCCUUUAAAUAUUUAUAUUGGACCAUUCUAUCCUAUAACAAUUGGCACUGCUCUAGGGACAAUGAAAGCAGCUUAUUCAUAUGUCACGAUGAUUGUUGGCAUGGACAGCCAAAAAUCUUAACUACAAAAGAAGCAAAAGAUGGCAAAUUAAAUAUUGCAAAACCAAGAGGCAAAGAGUUGAACAUAAUAAAUUAUCACACCAAUUAUCACACAAAAAGAUGUUCAAUCACAUUUUUAUCGUAUUUAUGUAGUAAAAGCAUACACAUAUGCCCACUAUGUUACUCAAUUCACUAAAAUCAUCUACUCUUGGUUAUUUUGCAUCAUAUAUUUUCACAAACAAAAGAAUCUGUUAUUAAUAUAGUUUCAAGAUGCUACAUAAUAUUAUUAGCAAUAUUGUAGAUUAGUCAGACUGUUUUAUGAUGAAUGCA